Phragmites australis (common reed) is the source of this 381-nucleotide messenger RNA. RefSeq lists its product as uncharacterized. The transcript has a single exon. NCBI's taxonomy places the organism in Eukaryota, Viridiplantae, Streptophyta, Magnoliopsida, Poales, Poaceae. Bases 1 to 381 code for a protein of 126 amino acids. The record is from RefSeq and is a predicted model, not a curated record.
AUGGCCAACUAUCUGCUGACCGCGCUGGAUGGACCAGCAUGGUCCUGGUUGUUUAACUUGCCUCCCAACCCGAUCCGAUCGUGGGCCGAGCUGAAGGAUCAGUUCAUCGCCAACUUCCAGGGCACGUUCGAGCACCUAGGAACAAAGAACCAUCUUCAUCAGCUGAACCAAGGCAAAGAUGAAUCUCUUCAAGACUUCAUCUGGAGGUUCGGCGAUGGGCACAACACGAUCUCGGACAUCUCUGACGAGUCAGUCAUUAUCGCUUUUAAGCGAGGCAUCAAGGACAUAGAUCUGGUCACGAAACUAGAUACUAGAAAUAUUCAAAUGGUCAAAGAGCUCUUCGAGUUGGCUGACAAUUCUGCAAAGCGUGUUGAAUCUUAG